UUAUGAUUGGACUUUUUGCCUCCUUACACACACUGCUUGACACAGACCUACUUCUGUCGCGUGCCAACAUUCUGGUGUUGACGCUGCAGGAUAUCAAGUUUUUCUUCCAGACUGUCAGAGCAAAAUGAAAAGAGGAGGAAGGAAGAGCAAGGACUAACCUUGAGAUCCAGGGAGGUUUUCUCUUGGCUUCCUGUACUCAAUGGUUUUCCCCUCACGUCACGUGACCAACAUUUCGCAACGCGCUCGGUUUUUUUGCUCGUCACAGAAACGGUAGUCAGAGGAGAGCAACAAAGUUCAUGCCAGUUGGAGAAUACGAGGAAAUGCAGCGGAGUUAUGGCGGUGAAUUGAAUUGAAGAGAUCACUUUCAGGUUUGGCAGUUUCAUGCUAGCUGAAGCCAAAUCCACAUUCUUAAGAUGAAUUUUUCUUUGGGGUCCAGUAUGAACACCACUACCGCCGUGCCCUUCUCGCCUUCUCCCAACAACGUCUCGGCUCGCAUUGGCACCGCCAUCCUGAUCCUGGCGUUCCUGCUGGGUUUCCCUGGCAACAUGUUCGUCGUCUGGUCGGUGCUCUGCCGGGUGAAGAAGCGCUCGGUGACGUGCUUGUUGGUGCUGAACCUGGCCGUGGCCGACGGCUUCGUGCUGCUCAGCGCCCCGCUGUUCAUUCGGUUCCUGGUGGCAGGACGGGGCUGGGAGUUUGGCUCGGCGGCGUGCAAGCUGGUGCAUUACCUGUCGAGCGUGAACAUGUACGUGUCCAUCUACCUGAUCUGUCUCAUGAGCAUGGACCGCUGGCUGGCCGUCACGAGGCCCUUCAUGUCUCAGAGAAUGAGGACCAAGCGCUCCCUGCUCCUCCUCCUGUUUGGGGUCUGGGUGUUGGCUUUCCUCCUGUCACUACCAAUGCCGUUCUAUCGCAGUAUUAUAAAGAUGCAUAUAAGAAACAGCAGCAUAAGCAUUUGCAUGCCAUACCACUGGGGGAGCAUGUGUCACCCGGUCUUCCAGUACCUGUUUGAGACCGUCAUGGGCUGCUUGGUUCCCUUCUCGCUCAUCAGCACCUGCUACUCCUCCGUCAUAUGCAGACUGCAAAGUGCCAAGUUCCAGCGCCGAGGACAAGGCAGUCGUCUCAUCCUGCUGAUCAUCGUCACCUUUGCCAUUUUCUGGCUUCCCUAUCACGUCGUCAACAUCAUUGAGGUGGCUUGUUUGCUGAAGAACGAUAACCUGGGGAAGCCCUGCUCUCCCAGCGCUCGGCCCAACGUCACAGCCUUCGCCUACUUCAGCAGCGCGGUGAACCCCAUCCUCUACGUGUUCGCCGGCAGCUCCCACAUCCGCCAGGCCGGGCUCAGCUUCAUGGGCCGGCUCUUCGAGGCCACCAACUCGGAGAGCAGGACCACGUCCACCAUCGCCCGCAGCGGCCGCAGCGGCUCUUCGCCGGACGAGAGCGCCGUCCUGUACUCGCUGUCGACCAAAAUCGGGAAGCCUUUCAAAGGAAAGGGCAAGGAGAGAAGCAGCAGCCUGGCGGGCAAGGAAGCUAACGAACCAGCGCUCAAAACUCUUGCCACGGUCGAACAGUUAGAAUAGCACUUGAGCUGUUUUAUAGAUACUACAAAGAGGAAAGUAGCUUUUAAAAAAAAAAAUUAAGCCUUCUGGUUUUGAGAUUCAUUGUUUUUUGUUAAAACUGGGAAAUAUUACUGUGCCUGAAACAACGUACCGGUAAGUUAUAAUGUAUUUAAAUCUUGUUAUAAACAUUAAUGCUGCACUGAACUUUUUUAUGCAUUAGAAAUAGGACUUCAUGUGAAAUAGCGGUAACAGAGCAGUAGAUUCAAACUUUGUAUGUAUAUUUUUUUUAAUCGAAUUGUGUACACAAGAGUGAAAUUGCUUUGAUUAUUUAAAAAGAAAAACAUUUUGAUAUUAAACUAUCGUCCCGACACCUUA
Molecule: messenger RNA, 1925 nt
Organism: Xiphophorus couchianus (Monterrey platyfish)
Lineage: Eukaryota; Metazoa; Chordata; Actinopteri; Cyprinodontiformes; Poeciliidae
Gene: ltb4r
Product: leukotriene B4 receptor
Exons: 4
Coding region: 414-1571 (385 amino acids)
Biological process (GO): complement receptor mediated signaling pathway; positive regulation of cytosolic calcium ion concentration; phospholipase C-activating G protein-coupled receptor signaling pathway
Cellular component (GO): plasma membrane
Molecular function (GO): leukotriene receptor activity; complement receptor activity
Source: RefSeq, a predicted model, not a curated record